Molecule: messenger RNA, 838 nt
Organism: Rhizophagus irregularis DAOM 181602=DAOM 197198
Lineage: Eukaryota; Fungi; Glomeromycota; Glomeromycetes; Glomerales; Glomeraceae
Source: RefSeq, a predicted model, not a curated record
AUGAUAAGUCUUGUUCGUUGUGUUUUUGUUUUAGCGUUAUUGUUCGGGUUUUUAAACGGAACUUACUUGGCGCUAGAGUAUGAAAACUUCGCUACAGUCUAUCAUAAGCUUCCUCACCACACUGAAUAUUCAAAACGUGGAGAAGUUGCUGUAACAGCUUCUCGUGCAAGAUACUCAGAGUCUGAAGAUGCGUUAUCGAGCUUUGAUAUAUCAAAAAAUUUAGAGGAAAACGAAUUGUAUCUUGUUAAAAUAGUUAAUAAUGAAAAUCCGAAUUAUGUCACUAAAUUUUUCACCAAAUCGUGCUUGUUAAAAUCUUCAAAUUUUGAGGAUGAGAUAAUAAUUCAUCUAGACAAAAAUGAUAAAUUAUUUCAUUUUGAUUAUUACACAAGUAGUGACCAAUGCAAUAACACAAUUGAUCCGCAUACUGGAGUUCUUAAAACUACUGUUCAAACCAUCAAAGCAGUAAAGGGUGUUGCUCCAAAGUUAAAUAAAGCAGUGCCUUUGAGAGAAGAUGGUACUGUAGAAAAACCACCCGAAGAAAAAAGCUUUUUGCAAAAAUACUGGUGGUAUUUCAUACCUCUUAUUAUAAUAUUAUUAACUGGAGGCCCACCUGAAGAAUCUCAGCAGGGUGGACAGCAACAGCAACAGCGAGGUGGACAGGCAGUGAGACCUGCUCGUUAAUAAUUUUUUGAAAUUAAAUUUAAAUUAAUAAUAAAUAAGAAAUCUAAUACAACUGAUAUUGAGAAAUUUAUAAAAAAAAAAUAUCCUACUCGUCCUUCUUGUUAUAAUGAAUUGCAUUGAUUUUGGAUUAAAAAAUUUUUACCAAUAAACUUACAUU